Larimichthys crocea (large yellow croaker) is the source of this 2722-nucleotide messenger RNA. It is a transcript of the gene cdv3, whose product is annotated as carnitine deficiency-associated gene expressed in ventricle 3. Gene Ontology annotation, cellular component: cytoplasm. The record is from RefSeq and is a predicted model, not a curated record. The coding region runs from base 311 to 1006 and encodes 231 amino acids. The transcript has 5 exons. Lineage: Eukaryota; Metazoa; Chordata; Actinopteri; Sciaenidae.
CCGGUUCGCGGCCGUAGCUCCUCCGGGUCGCGGUACAGAUUUGUCAAAUAGCCCGUGCAUGGCAUGGUUGACAGGGUGAGCUAACGUUUCAGUCAGGAGAUCCAGGGUGGACAUUUUUUUUUUUCUUUUCUGUUUUAUCAGCCUGUAACAGAAGUUAAACCGUCAGUCUGAGGAGCAGCUCCAUCUUUUUUCCUGACCGUUUGAACUGCUUCUCCGUGGCGUAUAUUUUUUGUCAUUGGCUGCUGCUCGCGUUUAAAAAAAAAAGAAAAGCUAAAAAAGAAAACUAGUUAACGUUGCUCCUUUUUUGAAAAUGGCGGAUGUACCACAAGAGAAAAGUCUGGACGAUUUCUUUGCCAAGCGGGAUAAAAAGAAGAAGAAAGAGAAAGGAAAGGGCAAAGAGUCCGCAGCCGGGCCCACGUCGUCGUCGGCUGUGGUGAAAAAGACGAAGAGGGAGAAGGAGAAAUCGGCCAAAAACGAGAAUCAGGACGCUCAGAUUGAAAAGGAGGACGAGGAAUGGAAAGAGUUUGAGCAGAAAGAAGUGGAUUACAGCGGGCUCCGGCUCCAAGCUUUACAGAUAAGUGACGAGAAAGAGGAAGAGGAAUAUGAGAAGGAGGAGGUCGGUGAAGACGGAGAGAUCAUUCUGGUCAGCGGAGACAAAGUCUCUGGUCCCUGGAACAAGUCUGGUGCUCCUCCACCUCCUGCUGCUGCACCUGUGGAGGAUGUAGAGGUGCCUGAGUCGAAGCCUGCUGGCGUAUAUCGUCCUCCUGGGGCUCGGCUGUCCACCACCAAACGCGUGCACAACCCGGGUCCUCCUGAGAUCUUCAGUGACGCACAGUUCCCCUCUCUACUGGCCACCGCCAAGCACGUGGAGACACGCAAAGAUAGAGAAAUGGAGAAGACCUUCGAGGUUGUGAAACACAGGAACCGUGGUAGAGAGGAGAGUAGUGGCGCUUCUAUGCAGCAGUUGCAGCUUGACAACCAGUACGCCAUCCUGGGGGAUAAGUAGAGCUGCACCCCUCCGUCCCUUGGCCCCUUCAGCGCGGUCCGGCCCAGCCCCUUGAAGGAAGCUGAACUCCAGCUGUGUUGACUGCAGUCCUGACAUAGCUUAUGCUGCCAACAUCACCACACUGGUUGCUCACACACACACAGAGUCUCAUAUACAUACGCACUUACACACAGAAACACCGCUGCAGCACAUACAGAUACACACUCCCUUUUGAAUAAAUCAGUAACACACUUAACACACAUUUGGUCGGCAAAACUGAAGGACUGCAUCUGAAGGGGCUGUUGAAGGAAUAAUUGAAAAGGAAUUAGCAAAAUACACCCAAACGUACAACACUGCAGCAGCAACAAAAGACGACGUAGUUGUCCUUUGUGGAUUGUACUCAGAGCAGCAGUUGUGUGGCGCAACUUUUCUCUGGACUUCAACUUGCUUCGAAAAAAAAGCCACAGAGGAUUGAAGAUAACUUUAGGCAAGAUGAUUUUACAAACUUCUGUGAAAAUAUCUAUUUUUUUGCAAGAUCGUUAUAACCCAAUCGCACAUGGUAUUUUGGGGUGUUUGUUUUUUUUUGUUUUUGUUUUUUGGAGUUGCGGUUGGGGCUUCGGGAGUUGGGAUACUACCUCAGCGGUAUAGCUGGUGGUGACGAUGUGGACUGAGCUUUUUUUUUUUUUUCCCCUUUACGCUGUGGUGGUGAACGGGACAAACACCAACCCUCCCCACAUACAAGCUGGUCAUCAGGCUCUUUAAUUUAGAAACUUGAAGCUGUGUGUUUUUUUGUUUUGUUUUUUUCCCUUCAUGUUGAUGACACUCUGCAAAGAUCUAUGGACAAGAAGCGAUAGGUUGUGGUCCUCAUUUAGAAUUUCUAUAUAAAGUGGCCUUACUGAUGGAGAGAAACUGCUGUGUCAUCUGAAGAGAACUUGGCUUGUUGUCUCACGGGCUGCUGCGUGCCUCUGGAUCUCACCACUCUGUGACAAAAAACAACAACAACAAAAAAAAAAACCCUGUAUACAAAUGAAACAAACCCUUUUGUUCAAGAAUGUAGUGCUGUUGUAGUUUGCCUGAUGAUUACAACUACUAACUGUCUUUCAUAUCCACUGUUUGAUUUUGCUGUCCUUGCUUUAUUUGAGUCUCAGCAAAAGAGAAAUUAAAGCUUGUUUCUAAUCCAAAAAAUACAAUCUUUUAGUAACAAAUGCUUUACUGUGGUUUGACACCAGAUGGUCACAGAUGUUACAGUAUCGAGAAAAAUGACGGGAAACCACUAUCAAAGCAUAUUUGUUAAGGUUGUCGGCCAUAUUGAGUUCACACCUUUUUUUUAUUUGUUGUAAAGUGGUACAUUUCAACCCCAGUUUUAAGACUUCUUUUUUUUUUUUAUAUCAAGGCUUUUCCUCACAAGUAAACAUGCUGUGUCAGCCCUCAUUGCAGAUGUGUAGAACAGGUAGCUUAACUUAAUUUCCAGACUGGGAUGUAAACCAACUCAGAAAUCCCAUCCACUUACAAAAUGGUGGUACGCCCAGUUAAAAUCAAAUGGGUUAUUUACUGCGUGCAUAGUUAAGUUUAGAAAGGUGACGAAGAACUGGAUUUCUGUUCUAUGCUUCUGUCCUUUCCAUUAAAGAUGUCGGGAACGCCGAUCCCUGCUGGGACACAACAUUGGGUGCAAGUCGAUAAUAUUUGUGAUGGAAAAGAGAAGAGCCUUCUACAAAAAAUAAAGUGAUCCUUGUAAAU